Nematostella vectensis (starlet sea anemone) is the source of this 2941-nucleotide messenger RNA. Its product is annotated as stabilizer of axonemal microtubules 2. Lineage: Eukaryota; Metazoa; Cnidaria; Anthozoa; Actiniaria; Edwardsiidae. The record is from RefSeq and is a predicted model, not a curated record. Gene Ontology annotation, cellular component: cytoskeleton. The transcript has 2 exons. Gene Ontology annotation, biological process: microtubule anchoring. Bases 162 to 1562 code for a protein of 466 amino acids. Gene Ontology annotation, molecular function: microtubule binding.
AGGAGGUCGCAACUGCGCGCGCGUGGCAACAAGGAGACUAAGCGCUUUCAGUAGCAACGAAAUAAACAGUGCCGCUUGAGUUUACGGAAGGACGGUGAAACUUGGUUAAUCUUCGCCGCAUUUCGCAAUUUCUGAUGAGAAUCUGGUAGCACAACAACGAAAUGGUCCAACCACUUUGUAUUUGCCAGAUCUGUACUUGUGGGCGGCAUCGAUGUGCUCACAGACCCGAAACUCGGGGCCCAACACACAAAUGUCUUUUUACUGAAUAUCAAGAUCGCUACAAAGAUCAUCCCUUUGGCGAACGAACAAAACCAAUCAAACCCGACCGAUCGGUGAGGAUCUCGGACGCCCCAUUAGAGGACAGAACUCACUACAGGCUCGACUAUAUAUCGCACAAGUACGCGCCACCCAAGAAAAGAGAAAAAGAUCGAUGGAUAAAACCGGACGGUCGAGUCGAAGAUGAAAGCACAUACAAACACGACUAUCCUGGACGUAUGGUUGCUCCAGCUGAAUCAGCAAAGCCGGCGUGCACCUACCAACCGCACGAUAAGCCAUUCCAAGGAUCCACAGUCCAUCAAGACACUUUCAGGCCUUGGGAUCUGAAUUUGUCACGCGUGAAAAGCAUGAAACCAGACACGCAAUCUAUGGCACGAGAUGGAAGAAUGGAUGGGAGGACGAUCCAUCAGACCGAUUUCCCAGGACAUUCAGUACCUAGGAGGCCAGCAAUCAGACCUCCUAACUCAGAUCUCAGGGCAAACUCUGGGCCCAUGGAAAAUGACACCACAACCAGACUGGAUUAUACCAAGAAACAGAUUUUGCCAGCUCAGUCAGCCAAGCCAGUGUACCGUAGACCAUCCACUGGACCCCCCUUCCAAGGGAUUACCACUUGUCAGCAUGACUUUGGUUAUAAGACUGGUCGUCCUGCUGCAAGUUUCAAGCCGCAACAGGGGGCUCAGCAAUCUAAUGCCCCCUUUGAGGAUUCGACUACGACUCGUGAGUCCUAUCCCAAGUGGGCAAUCCCCAAACGGCAAAUGAGAGAGAAAGAGGCAUACCGACCUCCUUCAGGAAAGUUUAAAGAUGAUACUACAUUCCGCCAUGAUUACCCUGAGUGGAAUGUUGGUCCAGCACAGAGUGCAAGACCCCCAGUGCAGUCAUUUGCGUCCAACCAGCCCUUCCAGGACAGUACCACACAUAGUGAUACUUAUAAAAAGUGGGCUGUACAAGCUGUUCCUAAGAGUACAAAGCCAGAAGGAUACAGGCCACCUUCAAGAAAAUUUGAAGGCGAAUCCACAAUGCAGAGUCAUUUCCGUGGGCAAUAUGGUCCAAGGUCUAAGCCAGUCCGACAGGAGAUGAACAGGCCAGCAACUUCAGGACCAAUGGAUCUGCAUACUACAUAUGAUGAUACAUUUAAAGGACUACAUCCUCCUCCAUGCCCUGCUGCUACUAUCCGCCAAUGGGAGAAGACUCCACAGAAUGGGUAUUCAUAUGUGUUUGAUUCUAAAGGCCAUAGCUUUUACAAUCCUCUCUCAGUCUCUGUACAGCCGUUGUCUUUGUCUGCUUAGUAUUUUUAGUGCUAAAUUUUAUAUUUUGUGGUUUUUAAAUACACAAAGCAACACAUUAAAUGAUGGGAAAAAUACACUAGAAAAGUUCAAUCAGAUCAAUAUAAUUUCAAAUAUCAUUCAAAGAACAAGGUCUUUACUUUAAAAUAACCAAAACAUUCUAAUUUCUCAAGCUAAAAAAUAUAUCCAAAUGUAAACAAAACAUGGUAACUAUGUUGAAGCUGUAGAUGCCUAUCUUAUACCUAUUUCUGUAAACACAAAGGACUGCAAGAUAAAAAGAGCUUUCUAGAGCAGCAGCCUGCUAUGUGUAUUUAAUAACCACAGUAACAUUCGUCAUUAAUUGGCAGGGGUUAAAUUGUACAUAGUAAAAUCAAAUAUGGUAGUUAUUGUAGGUACUGUAGGUGUCAAUCUGUAACAAGUUUAAUAAUUUAGAAUUUAAAUUCAGUACACAUGACCUUACAUAUGUAUAUCUAUCUCAACAAUUAGUUGUACAUAUUUUAUAUAUGUCAUACAAUUCAAAAGAUGGAGAAAGUACUAAGGUAUAUGGUAUAUAUUAACAGGUAUACAAAAGUUUUUUCUUUAGUCACAAUUAAAUAUAAAAAUGCACAAGCAUAACUUUACCUAAAAUUUGAAUCUCAGCAUUUUUUACAGUUUUGUUAAAUUGCCCCUAUUUUGGGUGUCAGUUUUGGAAACAAUCUUGUAAAUGUACAAUAUAUGGUCUAUUUAUUAGUGGUUGUUGGAGUUUAAGUCUGACAAAUCACUAUUUAUCCUGAGAUUUGUUUAUAACAAGUCUUUUUAUUCAGGGUUUUUAAUUAUGGAUAUUUUCUUCAAUCAUAAUUAUUCUAUUGGUACAUCUUUGCAUCUUGUGUUAAUACAGCUUUUGUCAUAUCAGAAAAUUACAAAAUUUUCAUCCUUCCAUAACAUGUACAUGACAAACACAAGGCCAUAUAUGCAUUUGUCAAUACAAAAAAAUAAUUUACCUGCACUAAAGUAAAUUUAUAGCUAGAAAGUACUAUACUGCAAUUUAUAUAGAAGCUGAAUAUACCAAACUAUAUCAGGGAAGUUAAGUGUAGAGUAGUUUAAAAGGAAGAGCUAUUUUAGUCAUUGCUUCCAAUUUCUUGCAGAGGAUGUAAUUUCUUUUUACCCACAUCGAAGAACUUCGAGUUCAGUGUAGCUACCAACUGAGGCAGAGAUAGAGCAGAAUGCUGAAGGACGGGCCAUAUAUGGCAUGGACAGUAAUUGAAAGGCAGCAACGGGGACUUUUUUUUUCCAAAAAACUUUAUUUUAUUGGGGAUUGUAAAUAGAGAAACAGGAAAUGCAGGAAAAUAGUUGACUACUACAACAAAUAUGAAUAGCCUUAGUUUCAUUAAACAGUAAUAAAA